Messenger RNA from Paraglomus occultum, 1539 nucleotides. NCBI's taxonomy places the organism in Eukaryota, Fungi, Glomeromycota, Glomeromycetes, Paraglomerales, Paraglomeraceae. The record is from the annotation of a GenBank genome assembly.
AUGUCUACUACGGCUACGGCUACGUCUACUCCUAGUAAUUUCGUUAAUAUUUUAUUUUUUGAUAUCCACAACUUUCUCAAUGCCACUCUCGCCGGGGUGUGCUUCACCGAGUGUGAAUUCGAUAAGUGGAUUAUCGCAAGGCCGACGUUUACAUCCCUCAUAUACGUAAUUCUUAUCAUUCUCUAUUUAUGUGUAGCAAUUUUCCAUUACCCCACAUACAGACGUAAAAGAAACCGUACACGUCGCAAUGCUAGAACUAUGCCGUCAACCCAUACUUCUCAGAAUCCAUUAGCAUACGUUAUAGUAUUUCCAUUCGCUCUGAUAUACGUAUCGCUGAGAAUUGCGUGGGAGAUUUACCAACAAUGUGUAUUCUAUUCACUGGACAUGUUGGAAUUUGUUAUCAAAUCAGUUCCCCGUGGACUUAAAGUGCUCUGGCGAAAUUGUUUGAGUAUUGUAAUAAAAACCAUCGCACGUGGCACCUGGUAUAUCAUCCGAUCAAUUGUGAGAACGGGUUGGAAAUUAUUGAAAUUCGGAUACGACGCCACUCGCAAAACGUGUGCAUAUUCAUGGAACACAUUUAAAAGAUCCAGCGUGUUUGUUUGGAAAAACGGCGGACAGCGAUUGCUUUUUUCUAUAUUUAUUAAUCCAAUAAAGUGGGCCAUCAGGCGUGGAAUAUAUCUGUCUCGCAUAGUAUGCCAUGUUGCAUGCUUUCUCAUACGCGAUAUGUUGGAAGAUGCACGCGAUCUAAUUCUCUUGGGCUGUGAUUCAUCUCGAUGGAUUUGGAAUUACACAAUCGUUCCAACCGGCAAUGCCGUUUAUCAUGCAAUCGUCUAUUCCCGGAAAAUUGUGUACAAGCGUAUGGUUAUUGCUGGAACAAGUGAACUUACUUGGAUUGUGAGCGAAGCAUUGAGGGACCCAAUUGUUAGAUAUGUUAUUGAGACUGGAUAUGGUACAAUUAGGAGAGUGAAAGUUUUUUUGAGCUCUAUGGCGAUUUUCAUGAAACAACGCGCGACUCAAGGCCUAUACUUUAUGAAACAGCUCUUAUCUCAAGCCCUAUACUUCGCCCUAUACUUUAUGAAGCAAGUCUUGUUGCAAACUUUAUAUUUUCUGAAACAACACGGGCCUCAAGGCCUAUACUCUUUGAAACAACACACCUCUCAAGCCGUAUACACCGCGGUCUCUUCUCUUUGUGAAUUAUUUGUGGCUGGUUUAUGGUCAUAUAACAAUAUUUUGGUUCCUCUAAUACAAAUUAUUCCGGCAACUUUGGACUUGAUGCUACAAUUCGCCUAUACGCUGUAUGUGGCAUUACAGACUCUUUUGGAAUGGGUUUAUCUGGGAUUAGUUAGACCAUGCUCAUCAGCAUUAUUUACAUUGGCACAGUUUGCUAGUGAGUUAUAUGGUAUAUGUGAGACUGUUGUGGUAGGUAGUGUGGCCGCUGUAACCGGGGCGGUUGAUAAUACAGUUGUUGCUGUCGGUGACGCUAUGAUGGAGUGGGUUAAGAAGGAACAGGAAUUGAGAGAAGCAAUACGAGGGAGGUAA